This is a messenger RNA of Rhopalosiphum maidis (corn leaf aphid), 1926 nucleotides long. Its product is annotated as gastrula zinc finger protein XlCGF26.1-like. The transcript has 11 exons. Bases 79 to 1869 code for a protein of 596 amino acids. Lineage: Eukaryota; Metazoa; Arthropoda; Insecta; Hemiptera; Aphididae. Gene Ontology annotation, cellular component: nucleus. The record is from RefSeq and is a predicted model, not a curated record.
ACAAUAUUUAUUGUUUAAUAUUUUACUUUACAUAAAUUACUAAUUAGUGGUGGGCUGUACUUUUUACAUAGUAUAAAAAUGUAUGUGGAAAUGAUUUCAGAUCUACUUGAUUUGUUCAAUAAACUAUUAAACUUUAUGACUGAAGUUGGAGUUCUAGAAUCUUUUACAUUUGUGCAUUCUGCCAUAAAUCUGAACUCACAGCAUGAACAAUUUCUUAAAAGAAUUCAAUCAUCAAUUGAUGAAUUGAAGAAAUGGUUACAAAAUGUUUGUACAGAAUGGAAAGCAGAAGAUUUAGCAUCUCUUGGCAAUGUGAUUGAGCCACCAAUGACACCUAAUAAUAUAGAUCUUAACAUGAAUGGCACUGAUUACAUCACUCCACUUAUUAAAGAAAAAAUAGAUUCUGUGCUAGGUUUUCGAAAUCCAGUUAGUCCAAUUUUGUGGAGUGUUGGAUUAAGACCCAUACAAGAUAGUAAUUCUAAAGACGGAUUUGAAAUUGAUGAUGAUCAAAGACUGCCUACAGAUUUUGUUGCUCCAUCUUUUGGAGAUUAUGGAAGCCCUUCAUCAGAACCUUGGAAUGUUUUUCAAGAAUCUAAUUAUGAUAUGGAUCAGACAAACAUGGAUGAAAAAGGUCCUCAAACACCAAAUAUAAAAUUAUAUAGAAAAGAAGAGGAACCAGAUGUUAUACAAGAUAUGACUUCAAAUUCAUCAUGUUUCCCUAAAGAAAUUAAUCAAAUUGAAAAUUUAUUUCCAUGUCAAAAAUGUAAAAACCAAUUCAAGUCCUUUGAAGAACUAGAAGAACAUUUAAAAACACAUCAGUUUAAAUCAAAAUUCACAAACCUACAUUUAACUUGUGCUUACUGUAAUAAGACAUUCUAUCAAAAAAGUAAUUUACGCCUACAUAUGUUGAUCCAUGAAAAUAUCAAACCAUACGCAUGUUCGUACUGUGAUCGACAAUUUACUCAAAAAGCCACAAGAGAUGUACACUUAGCUAAACAUACUGGUGACUAUUUAUAUUUGUGUUACAUUUGCAAUAAGAAAUAUGCUACAAAAGGAAAAUUAGACUUCCAUAUGAAGACUCAUCAAGAAGCACAAUAUGAAUGUACAUUGUGCAGUAAACGAUUUUCUACUCAACAAUAUUUGAAUAAUCACAUGAAAGUACAUCCAGAUCAGAAUACAAGUGGAUUUAACUGUGAUGUAUGUCAAACAGAGUUUAAGAAAAGAAGAUCUUUGCUUGCACAUAGAAAACAAGAACAUCCAUUUUGCAUGUUUAAAUGUCCAACUUUUGAAUGUGAUAAGGAAUUUUCUACUAUCCAGUUGUUAAAUAGGCAUAUUAAACGAUUACAUGAAACAAAAGAAAGAGGUGUGAUUUGUUCAGAAUGUGGAAAAUCGUUUGAUUUUCCUAAUUACUUACAAAAACACAUUGUUCGAGUCCAUGGGCCAAAACGUUUGCCAAAAUUUAAAUGCCGACAGUGUCCCUUACGUUUUGACAAUGAUGUAAUGUUACAUGUACAUAUGCAAUCACAUCCAAAGGAUAAUAAAAAAAAAGAAAUCAAACGUGUGAGUUGUCCUCGAGAUUCUUGUAACUUAUCAUUUUAUAACCGUGUUAGUCUUCGAUAUCACAUUGCUGAAAAACAUGAUAAUAUUUAUCGGUAUGAAUGUGAAAUAUGUCAAAAAAAAUUUGUUCGUAAAAAUCACUAUGAAUUACACAAGGCUGUUCAUUUGAAACCCAAUUUUACUUGCAAUAUGUGUUUUAAGAGGUUUCGUAAAAAAAAUCGUUUGGCUGCUCAUUGGAAAAAGACCCAUCAACAAGAGACAUUUGAUUUUGGCAUGCUUUUUAGUGUAGAUACAAUACACAAACUAAAUUUGUAAUACAAAAUUAUAUUUAAUAAAUUGUAGUUCAAUUUUAAUAUAGUAAAGGUGAACUAU